Molecule: messenger RNA, 1758 nt
Organism: Zasmidium cellare ATCC 36951
Lineage: Eukaryota; Fungi; Ascomycota; Dothideomycetes; Mycosphaerellales; Mycosphaerellaceae
Exons: 9
Coding region: 1-1758 (585 amino acids)
Source: RefSeq, a predicted model, not a curated record
AUGCCGUGGGAUAUCUACAGCGCGGAGUCAAGUCCCGAGUUUGGCGUCCAGUAUGACUGGAGCAACGGCAUUAGCGACCUUUUCUACAACAUCACUCUUUACAAAUGGGGUUGCGAGUACGGCGAGACCAACAACUGUACCAAGGCAUGUCUAGAUCCGCAGAAGCUAUGGAGCGACGAGGACUCAGCCUACACGCUACACAACUGCAAUGCAUACUCGGUCGUAGCCCAACUCUGGCACGCAGGCAAUCUGACGGAGAAGGGAAUCGAAAUCGCCACAUCCUUUGGCAUCUCCAACGACUCUUCGUCGCAGCUCUUCUCCGGGCCUGCUGGUAUCACCUCUUGCAUCGACGCCUAUUGUGACAUCACCGCAAAAGGCGCGAAGUUCUGCAAUGGGACGGGAGAAAGACCGUUCCUGACUUAUUUCAAUAUUACGAACACCACCUUCCAGGAUUUCUACUUUAACUAUAAUCCGAACUUGUGCAAUGGCUUGAAUGCAGAGGUAAAUCCCGAUAUUGGAGGCAUUGGAGUCUUCACCUCGUACAUUAUGCAAGUUGGUAUCGUUGCCAUCACCUGGGUCCUCUUCCACAUUGGACACGAUUGGACCUUCUACACGGCAUGGGUUUUCGCCAGAGUCAAGAAGAAUAACGAGAAGCCACUUGAGAUUGCCAAGCACGCGCAGGAGAAAGUCAAAGACAUGAAGAUGUUUCAAGCUCUCAGCCGAGCUAUCACUGAGUUCCAGAAGGCUCAGGUGUGGUUUAUGCUGGCUAUUGCAGCUCUCAUUGCGCUCAACAAUCAAGAAUACUUCGAAGCGUCGACCUGGCAACAGCAGCGGAACAAUCUCGGUAUCUUCUACGACCUAGCGCUCGGAGGCUGCCUUCCCGUCCUUCUCAUCGAGCUCAUCCUUCGUGAGGCCCAUAAGCUCGAGGGCUACAUCUUGAUCAUCUCGGUCUGCUGCGUAGCUCUCUCUGCAAGCACUUGGAUCGUCACUUCGAACGUACUUAAUGGAUAUUCACCGGAAGAUCUGACGCAUAACGGACCUUCAGCAUGUGCUGGACUAGUGCCAACUGCAGUCUGCUACGCAGACGAUUGGUUCUACAAGAGCUCUGCCGCUUCUGAAGGCACGGGUGUUGCGAUUGUAAUCUUCAGCCUCCUCGUACAGGCAUGCAUCAUUCUCGAUAAACUGAGAGUGUUCAGCCAUGGUAAUCAUGGGUCAAGGAGAAAUUCGUUCGAGCUGGUUAGGGACAAGGUCUUCGGUGGAGCGGAGAGCCAGGGCAAGACGCAGACCUUGGAAGCAUCCCGCAACCGCCUGACAAGACUGCGCUCGUCGAACUCUCGCAAGACUGCUCAUAUUGUUGGCAAGCUCAUCAUCGUUGCGGCAGAGAUCGCUCUUCUCUGUCUGACGCUGCGCCAACUGAAAGAUUAUGCGCGGAUCUUUGGUGCGGGAAAGGUCGAUGACUAUGUUGCCGUCAACAAGACGUCGUGGAAACUGGGACAGAUCAUUGCGGUAGCCGUAUUCGUGCCUCCCGUCGUCGAAUAUAUCUGGGAUUGCUACCGAGGCAUUGCGAAGACUGUCCAGAAACGGAUGCUGCCGGAAAACAUGGCAAUCGUUCGAAGGCAGAAUGCAAAUCCGAGCGUGAGAACUGCGACUGGACGACAGGCUUCAGAUCCUCUCGAUACGUCCAAGUCGCAUGUGUCUUUACGUUCUCUCACGAGCGCACAUGUCUACCAGCCGCUGUCUCAGAAUCAACAGCCAUAG